Molecule: messenger RNA, 1251 nt
Organism: Cooperia oncophora
Lineage: Eukaryota; Metazoa; Nematoda; Chromadorea; Rhabditida; Trichostrongylidae
Source: the annotation of a GenBank genome assembly
AUGGUCUCUCCUGAUGAAGGAUUCAGUUCUGAUGAAGAAGUGAAUGGGCCAACAAAACCCCUGACGAAAAAAGAGAAGCAGGAGUUGGAGCGUCGUCGGCUGAAGAACAAGAAAAAGAAGUUGUCAAAACGACGGCGUGGAGCAGUAGAGGAUGGCGAAACGGUCAAUGAUGCUGCUGCUGGUCCGGAGAAGCAGGAGUCUGACGCAGACGCACAAAAUGAAGGAGAACAAAACGGGCCUAAAACACUGGCAGAGACUCUCGAAGUGGAGAUAGACUACGUCGGGGAAACACCGAAGUUGGACGAGAAUGAUCCCAAUUAUCAGUAUUUCAAUGCGAUUUUCAAUGCUUUCAAGAUUGAACCGAACGCUGAUGGCGCCGAGGGAGAAGAUGCUGUUUCUUCCGGGAAGGACCACAAAAAGGAUGAAGAAAGCAAUCGUGCUUCCAUCUCUGAGAAAAUUUUGCAAGAAGAAAUGAAUGACAAAUUGAAUGAUUCUAAUGACCCUGAGAGAAUGUCAAGGAGGAAGCUUCGUUUGGCUAUGCAACCGAGUAUUGCAAAGUUAAAGGAGUCUACGCGUCGCCCUGACGUCGUUGAAUGGGCAGAUGUAACUUCAAGAGAUCCAUUUAUACUUGUGGCACUAAAGUCUUACCGCAAUACUGUACCCGUUCCUCGUCAUUGGAAUGCCAAACGAAAAUACUUAUCUGGGAAACGCGGAUUCGAACGCCCUCCUUUUGAACUCCCUGACUUUAUCAAACGUACUGGCAUCCAGGAUAUGCGUGAAGCUUUGUGGGAAAAGGAAGAGAAUCAAAAUCUCAAAUCGAAAAUGCGUGAACGUGCCCGCCCAAAGUUGGGAAAAAUUGAUAUUGACUACCAGAAGUUGCAUGACGCUUUCUUCAAGUGGCAGACGAAACCACCAAUGACUAUGAUGGGCGAACUCUACUACGAAGGAAAGGAAGUGGAGACACUAAUGAAGGACAAAAAGCCGGGAAAUCUUUCCGAUGAACUGAGGAUUGCUCUUGGAAUGCCAGUUGGACCGAACGCUCACAAAUUUCCUCCUCCAUGGCUUAUCGCCAUGCAGCGUUAUGGUCCACCUCCAAGUUAUCCAAAUAUUCGCAUUGCUGGACUGAAUGCUCCUAUCCCUGAAGGAUGCGCAUUCGGCUAUCAUGCGGGAGGAUGGGGUAAACCACCAGUUGAUGACUAUGGCAAGCCGCUGUAUGGUGAUGUGUUCGGACAAGAGAACGGCCGUGCUUAA